GGGACUUGACCACUAGGCCGGGUCUCCCGUCAGUUGGGACACUUGCGGCUGCCCCAGGACGGGCAGCCUCGAUCCUGGUUUGUCAAUGGAUCCCGGGAGUCUGUGUCGGGGGAGGGCUGCCGUUGAGCCCGCCGCCGCCUCGCCCUGAACUGUUAGACCCCACACUGCCCCGCAAACCCCGAGAGAGACGAGCGUGCCCGGGACGGUGCUCAGGGCCACCUUUUCUGGGAAACCCGGGCGGUGACAGUGGGAGACCGGAGUCUGGCUCCACCGGCGGCCGGCGGGAGUAAGACAUGAGCCCGGAACAAGUCCCUGAGCUGCGCCGGGCCUCGCCGUCCACACCUGCCAGUUCCCCGCAUCCUCUCAGCCCCUGGCCAGGUGUCACCUCCUGGCCUCCUUUUCAAUGCGUACCACUUAGUGCGUGUGUAUUUAACUCAAGUCCGAUUGCCACCCUCUUGCCAGACCCAGAUAGGAAGCGGCUGAAAGGUCGGGCCUCGGCCCGGUGGGAGGGCAGCGAGGAGUGUACAGCAGGUUUGGCUGGGGCAGGUCGGUGGCCCCGCGUCCUGCCCCAGGGGAAACAGACGGUGUAAUCUGGCGUCCGAAGAAAUGAGCAGCACCAGCAAUAAGAGGGCUCCAACCACAGCAACCCAGAGGCUGAAGCAGGACUACCUUCGCAUUAAGAAAGACCCGGUGCCUUACAUCUGUGCCGAGCCCCUCCCUUCGAAUAUUCUCGAGUGGCACUAUGUCGUCCGAGGCCCAGAGAUGACCCCUUACGAAGGUGGCUAUUAUCAUGGAAAACUAGUUUUUCCCAGAGAAUUUCCUUUCAAACCUCCUAGUAUUUAUAUGAUAACUCCCAACGGAAGAUUUAAGUGCAACACCAGGCUGUGUCUUUCUAUCACGGAUUUCCACCCGGAUACGUGGAAUCCAGCCUGGUCUGUCUCCACCAUCCUGACCGGGCUCCUGAGCUUCAUGGUGGAGAAGGGCCCCACCCUGGGCAGUAUCGAGACGUCGGACUUCACGAAAAGACAACUGGCAGCGGAGAGUUUAGCGUUUAAUUUGAAAGAUAAAGUCUUUUGUGAAUUAUUUCCUGAAGUUGUGGAGGAAAUUAAACAAAAACAGAAAGCACAAGACGAACUCAGUAGCAAACCCCAGACUCUUCCCUUGCCAGACGUCGUUCCAGACGGGGAGACGCACCUGGUACAGAAUGGGAUUCAGCUUCUCAACGGGCAUGCGCCGGGGGCCGUCCCCAACCUCGCAGGGCUCCAGCAGGCCAACCGGCACCACGGACUCCUGGGCGGCGCCCUGGCGAACUUGUUUGUUAUCGUUGGGUUUGCGGCCUAUGCUUACACGGUCAAGUACGUGCUGAGGUACAUCGCGCAGGAGUGAGGCCCAGGCGCCACUGAGGGCACCGCGCACCAGAGUGACCUGGGCAGGCUGGACACACGGCCCAGCACAGGCGGACCCACCGGGCUCCUGGGGUUAGCGUUUAAAAGCCUGAAAGGGGAAGCAGCAACCAAAAUGUGUGACUGGGCUGUGGAGGAGGCUGGAGACAGCCCUGCCCCGGCCUCCGCCGCUGGGGCUGGCCUGGAUGGGCCGCUGGUGUGCUGGAUUUGUAGCUUAUCUUCCGUGUUGUCUUUGGACCUGUUUUAGUAAACCCGUUUUUCAUU
Messenger RNA from Piliocolobus tephrosceles (Ugandan red Colobus), 1667 nucleotides. RefSeq names its product ubiquitin-conjugating enzyme E2 J2. The transcript has a single exon. Lineage: Eukaryota; Metazoa; Chordata; Mammalia; Primates; Cercopithecidae. Bases 607 to 1386 code for a protein of 259 amino acids. The record is from RefSeq and is a predicted model, not a curated record.